Nicotiana attenuata is the source of this 931-nucleotide messenger RNA. Its product is annotated as transcription factor bHLH18-like. Gene Ontology annotation, molecular function: protein dimerization activity. Lineage: Eukaryota; Viridiplantae; Streptophyta; Magnoliopsida; Solanales; Solanaceae. The coding region runs from base 169 to 702 and encodes 177 amino acids. The record is from RefSeq and is a predicted model, not a curated record. The transcript has 3 exons.
AAAUCAGUUAAAAGAUCUUUCUUCGUCUCUCCUAAAGUCUUCUUCUGGUUUCUCAUUUCGUUUUCAUCUCAAGAAGAAGAAAAUAUUGCAAUUGUAAAAUCUCAUUUGAAAGAAAUUAAUGCAUGUCAAGCAUCUGGGGGAAAUAAUAAUAAUAAUAAUAAUAAUAUUAUGUAUAAGAGGAGUCCUAUACAAGCUCAAGAACAUGUUACUGCUGAGAGGAAACGCAGAGAAAAACUGGGCGAGCUUUUCAUUUCUUUGUCAAAGGUUGUUCCUGGUCUAAAGAAGUUAGACAAGUCUUCAAUCCUUGGAGAUACUAUUGAGUACAUGAAGGAGCUUCAACAACAGGUAAAAGUUCUUGAAGAGACAAAGAAAAACAUACCAUCGGCCUGCGAAAAUAUUAAGGAGAAUGUUAACUGCAUCGACCAAGUAGUAGAAUCAAAGAUUAAGGCAAGGAUUUUGGACAAAAGUGUACUUAUUAACAUUCACUGCAACAAACAAGAUGGGGUGGUGGGAAGAAUAUUGUUCGAAAUGGAGCAAUUGCAUCUUUCAGUCAAUGACAUAAGGAUCAUGCCAUUUGGUCCUACUAAUCUCGAAAUAUCAAUUCUUGCUGAGAUGGAGAAUGGAUGUUGUAUAACCGUGCAGGAUAUUGUAAAUGCCCUUCAAAUCAACAUUCUGGACCAAGUUCAAUCUGCAGUUGCAUGAAUAAUCUCCUCCUGAUGAUAUUCUCUACGUUUUCUUUUUCCUUCUUGUCCUCGACAUCGUAAAUAAUUUUUUUUAAAAAAACAUUUUUAAUUACCUAUAUGUGUACAAAUUGAAAGCUCUUUUGGAUAUUGUGUAAUAAUUACUCUUCCACAUUUGUCUCGCCGGCAAAAUUUCUUAUACUUGUUGGAGACUUUUCUUUGGAUCCCUUAGUUUGGGAUUCCUAAUUUUC